Messenger RNA from Micropterus salmoides (largemouth bass), 5583 nucleotides. RefSeq names its product multiple EGF-like-domains 11 (gene megf11). Gene Ontology annotation, cellular component: membrane. The record is from RefSeq and is a predicted model, not a curated record. NCBI's taxonomy places the organism in Eukaryota, Metazoa, Chordata, Actinopteri, Centrarchiformes, Centrarchidae. Gene Ontology annotation, molecular function: protein binding. The coding region runs from base 497 to 3868 and encodes 1123 amino acids. The transcript has 28 exons.
GGAAGGAGGUAGCCGCGGUCCCUCUCACAACAACACCUGACUUCUGCGCGUCGUAUUGAAACGUGCGGGUUUGAACUCCAGAAACGACCCGCUCGAAGCUACCUGCAUUUUGAGUUUCUCACUCAAUAACGAUGGAAGACCGUGUUGUGCCGUGGACCCGCUGAAUUCUGUUUUGUUGAGGGUGAUAACUUUAAAUCUCAAGUCUCGUGAAGGAAUUCACUGCAAAAGAAGGGAAGAAGAAUCUCAAAUCCGUUCUCUGACCUUCUGGAGGAAUCAUUAGGAGCAGUGUAGUGAGAGAUCUCCAACUUGUCAUCACCUCUCCCAGCAAGAGUGUGUGUGUGUGUGUCUAGGCACAGCAACACUUCUGUCACUUUGUGCUUCCAGAGUUGUUUCAGCAUCCACAAAGAAACCCUCAGGGACCACAGGCCGUACGAUUAGAUGAACUGCUACUUAGAAGAAGCGGAGGUCUGAUUGAUUUUCUUUCACAUUUUGAAGAAUGGGGUCAUCUGUUGCCCUGCAGACCCUGGUGCUUGUUCUGGCUUUGAGCACAAGUGUAUGGAGUCUGAACCCAGAUGACCCGAAUGUCUGCAGCCACUGGGAGAGCUACGCCGUGACUGUCCAGGAAUCCUACGCUCACCCAUUUGACCAGAUCUACUACACCAGAUGCACAGACAUCCUCAACUGGUUUAAAUGCACAAGGCACAGGAUCAGCUAUAAGACGGCUUACCGGCGGGGAGUGAGGACCAUGUAUAGGCGCCGCUCACAGUGUUGCCCUGGUUACUUUGAGAGCGGAGACUUGUGUGUUCCUCUGUGUACAGAGGAGUGUGUCCAUGGUCGCUGUGUGUCUCCUGAUACAUGCCAGUGUGAGCCUGGAUGGGGCGGACUGGACUGCUCUAGUGGCUGUGAGAGUGACUACUGGGGACCUCACUGCAGUAAUCGGUGCCAGUGCCAGAAUGGGGCUAAGUGUAACCCCAUCACAGGUGCCUGUGUCUGCACUGAUGGCUACCAGGGAUGGCGGUGUGAGGAGCCCUGUGAGCACGGUUACUUUGGCAAGGCAUGCCAACUACCCUGCCAGUGUCUCAAUGGUGCCACCUGCAACCACGAGACAGGAGAGUGCAUCUGUGCACCGGGGUACUCAGGGGCUUUCUGUGGAGAACGCUGCCCCUCCGGUAGUCAUGGGCCUCAUUGUGAGCAGCGCUGCCCCUGUCAGAAUGGAGGAACAUGCCACCAUAUCACUGGAGAUUGUUCCUGCCCUGCCGGGUGGACGGGUUCAGUUUGUGCCCAGCCAUGCCCUCUUGGCAAGUAUGGCAUCAACUGCAGCAAGGACUGUUCCUGUCGUAAUGGCGGACUGUGCGACCACAUCACGGGGCAGUGCCAGUGCGCAGCUGGCUUCAGUGGACGCAGGUGUCAGGAUGACUGUCCUGUGGGCACCUUUGGUCAGCUGUGUAACCAGAGGUGUGAGUGUCAGAAUGGAGCCAAGUGUCACCAUAUCAAUGGAGCCUGUCUGUGUGAAACAGGUUUUAAAGGCCCUAAUUGCCAAGAGAGAUUCUGUCCCCUAGGUCUCUACGGCCUCAUUUGUGACAAGUACUGCCCCUGUAAUACCACCAACACGUUGAGCUGCCAUCCACUUUCUGGUGAAUGCACCUGCUCUGCGGGAUGGACAGGGCUUUACUGUAAUGAGACCUGCCCUCCUGGAUUCUAUGGAGAGGGAUGCAUGCUGUCAUGCAGCUGCACCAACGGAGCUGACUGCCAUCCUGUCACAGGUGCUUGUAUAUGUGCCCCUGGGUUCAUGGGUGAGGACUGUGCUACAGUGUGUCCUCCUGGUCUAUAUGGACCAAGCUGCAUGUCCACCUGCUCCUGCCAUAAUCACGCAUCCUGCUCUCCAGUCGACGGCUCCUGCAUCUGCAGGGAAGGCUGGCAGGGUGUGGACUGCUCCAUCCUCUGUUCCAGUGGUACGUGGGGACUGAACUGUAACCAGACAUGCUUUUGUGCCAAUGGUGCUGCAUGUGACCCUGUAGAUGGCAUCUGUACAUGUUCUCCGGGUUGGAGGGCAGAGCUCUGCGAUGAGUCCUGCCCUGAUGGCACCUAUGGGUUGGAGUGUCGUGAGCGCUGCGACUGUAGCCACGCUGAUGGCUGUGAUCCAGUGAGUGGCUACUGCCGCUGCUACCCCGGCUGGACAGGAAUCCACUGUGAUAAUGUGUGCCCACAAGGCUUCUGGGGACCCAACUGUUCAGUCAGCUGCUCCUGUCAGAACGGAGGAUCCUGCUCCCCAGAGGAUGGCACAUGUGUGUGUGCACCUGGAUACAGAGGGACCUCCUGCAAAAGAAUCUGCUCUCCAGGGUUCUACGGGCACCGUUGCAGCCAGUUGUGUCCGCAGUGUGUGCACAGCACUGGGCCGUGCCAUCAUGUCACGGGCCACUGUGAGUGCCUGUCUGGCUUCUCUGGCUCUCUCUGCAACCAAGUCUGUCCGAGUGGCAGGUAUGGGAGGGUCUGCGCUGAGAUCUGUCUCUGUACCAACAACGGCACCUGCAACCCCAUUGAUGGCUCCUGCCAGUGCUUCCCGGGUUGGAUAGGAGACGACUGCUCUCAGGCCUGUCCCUCUGGGCACUGGGGCCCUGAUUGUCUCAACUCGUGUAACUGUCACAAUGGAGCCCAGUGCAGUGCCUACGAUGGGGAGUGCAGGUGCAGCCCCGGCUGGACUGGACUCUACUGCACACAGCGCUGUCCUUCAGGGUUCUACGGCAAGGACUGCUCUGAAGUCUGUCGCUGCCAAAAUGGUGCAGACUGUGACCACAUCACUGGCCAGUGUGCUUGCCGAACCGGCUUCAUUGGGACGAGCUGUGAGCAGAAGUGUCUUGCUGGUACAUUUGGAUAUGGUUGCCAGCAGCUGUGUGAGUGCCUGAACAAUGCUACAUGUGACUAUGUGACUGGAACAUGCUACUGCAGCCCUGGAUAUAAAGGCAUCCGCUGUGAUCAAGCAGCUCUGAUGAUGGAGGAGCUAAACCCGUACACCAAGAUUAGCCCAGCACGAGGCUCGGAGCGCCAGUCUGCAGGGGCUGUCAUGGGCGUCAUCUUUCUCCUCCUCAUCAUCAUGGCCAUGCUCAGUCUUUUUGUGUGGUACAGACAGAGGCAGAGGGACAAAGGCCAUGAGAUCCAGCCGAGUGUGUCGUACACACAGGCAAUGCACAUCACCAACACUGACUAUUCUCUGUCUGAGUGUGGAAGUACUGUGGCGAUGAGAACCAGCGCGGCUGAAGUCAAUCAAAACCAGAGCAGCAGUGGCCAGUGUAUAUCCAACCCCAGUUACCACACUGUGGCCCAGUGUAAUGUUGUCUCAACCAUCUCCAGCAAUUUAGAUGGCACUCUGACCCUCAAGUCCAGCACCCUGAAAAGCAGGAAUGGCUCAGAAUGGAGAGCCUACUGCAAUCUUAAUGAUCUAGAUGUUCAACAGGGGGAGACACAGACACAGAGAGGCUCCAGAAAAGAUUACAUCAAGGGCUCCAUGUGCAGCAACAGCUCCUGCUCUCUGAAUAGUGAGAAUCCAUACGCCACCAUUAGAGACCCACCAGGGCUGGCUUGCAAGCACACAGAGAGCAGCUAUGUGGAGAUGAAGUCCCCCUCCCACCGUGAAGUGCCCUUUGGAGGCACUGCCACCCUCCUGGGCAGUGCGAGCAGGAAUGUCUAUGAUGUUGAGCCAACGGUGAGUGUCCUGCAGGGGCCCAAUGGAAUGGCCACCGGCUUCUCCCAGAGUCCCUAUGAUCUUCCCCGUAGUAGCCACAUCCCCAGCCACUACGACAUACUGCCCAUGCGUCAUAGCCCCACGCACACAACCCCGCCACCUCCAGAAAGCCCAAGCUCCUUGCUCUAGAGGGCACACCCUUCGCCCGGCUCUGAGAGCGUGCCGGCAUCCAGGCAAUGUUCAGCCAACGUUCAGCCAACUUUAAACCAACGGCCUUCCCGCUCUAUAUGUGUGUGUGUGUGUGUGUGUGUGUUCAAUUAGAUACUGAGAUGUUGAGAUGGAAGGACAGCCACAGCUCCUCUGGACCCUGUCCUCUUUGGCUCCUUCAUUCACACUCUUUCUGUUCCUGAAGGAGGGAGGGGUGAAAAAGAGUGUCCCACACACCAGCGACCAUUCACCCGUUUAUUUUCUUAUAGGACUGAUCACUCAAAUUGCUGCCCCGCCUCUUUAUGGACCUCCUGAAGUGGAACAUAAUGGUUCCAAACGGCGCUAAGGGCAGCAUACAUGGAUUGUGCGGACAGAUUAUUUACAGGGAGAGAGUUAUCCUCAUUUGUAGUCCAUGAUAUAGGUUUACUACUUAAGGGCAGCCAUGUGUUUAUAAUGUCCACUAAACAGAAGUGAUUUCCUCCACAAGAAGGAACUUAUAGCAACUUUGACCAUUUCAAAGCAGGCAAAGAUUUACUACAUACAGACAUCAGUUUAUGUCUUGUCACUGUGUGCAGCAUCUGCAGAUUAUAGGAAGUCUGACAUGAAGUGAUAAUGAGCAUCUACUCUGAAGUGAAGAAAAGUUCAGCAAACUGUAGUGAAUUCUAUGUUCUAAAUGUUAAACAUGGAAACGCGCCUGAGGGUGAAUCAAGUCUGAAAAAGCAUGGAAAAAUAGUAAAAUUGUAAAAAAAAAAAAAAUUGUAAUGGUCCUUAAUUCACUGUUUUCCGGUAAUGAUCACACAUCAUUUAAUACAAAGAUGAUCACUGUAUUUGACUCAAGAGCUUUUUUUUUUAAGUUGCAGUGUAAAUGAGGCCCGGUUCCUGGAGAUGCAUUCAGGUCACCAGUGUUCAGGCAUUAUUUCAUUACAAAGAGAUACACACAUACAGUAGGUCUCCAGUUUGGAUUUUCCCCAAACUGAUGAAGUGCAGAUAUUGUGGUGUUUUCUAUGUGAAAGCAUUUUUCUUGCAAAUGUCUUAGUUUACAUUUUUUAAAUAUCAGGUGUUUAGAAGGGAUUGCUUUGACCUUUUAUGUUUUGUAUUUAUAAAGCUAAUUACUUUAUUUAUUCAUUUAUAUUAGUGAUGGUGAAUUUUUAUCAAUGUGCCACUAGAAUAAAAAAAAAGAUAAGCAUGAUCAGAUAAUGGAUAGCCACUGAUGUAGAUAACACACAAUUUAUCUUCUUGUGAGAUGAUCAGUGUCAUUUUGUGAAACGUUUUUGAAGUUGCUUAAAAUAUUCUUUAUCUCUCUGUGUCAGAUUGUAAAUUGAAAAUGAGGUUUUAUCUGACCAACUCAAGACCCACAAAUACCAUGGGCAGUCACAAAGGGAAUCAUAUGUACAAAGUCCAAUUUGAAAAUAUUUUUAUGUUUUUAUCAGGCUAAUUAACUUAUUUAUUAAUUGAGCUGAAUUUAUUCAUUCACUAUGUGAAUUCCAUUUCACCCUCUGUAGAAGCAAUAACAUGUUGACAAUCGAUGCCCAGACAACGUCUCAUUAGUGCUGGACAUUAUGCCAUCUUUGACCAGUGUGGUGACAGUGGAUUUUAGUGACUGUUUUUCCUGUGAGGAAGGUUUUUCCAAUUGUCAUAUCAACGCUGCUUGUUGUUUUGGUACAUGCGUUUCAAAUUAAAAGUCUACUCUGCCAUCA